Didymosphaeria variabile is the source of this 891-nucleotide messenger RNA. RefSeq lists its product as uncharacterized. The record is from RefSeq and is a predicted model, not a curated record. Lineage: Eukaryota; Fungi; Ascomycota; Dothideomycetes; Pleosporales; Didymosphaeriaceae. The coding region runs from base 1 to 891 and encodes 296 amino acids. The transcript is spliced from 2 exons.
AUGCUUGCCUUCUCCAAGUCGCUCGCCAAGGUCGACUCUGCUACGAAAGAGGAUAGCUAUGGCACAUACCAUCCAAUCAAGAAUCUGCUGCCUAAGGAGAAGGUGUUGGAAUGUCGACGAGCCUACUUCGAGCACAUGGCGCCCUCGGCACUUCUCAAGCCUGGUACCGAUGCCGUCGAAGGCACAUACUGCGGCGCUGAUCCCAAGAAAUACCUCCCACCAGGCAAUCUUCGCCGUCUUUUCGGGCUCAAGGACGAUCCAGAGUCGGACAAAUACGUUGAACUCAUGAUCAGCGCUCACGAGGCAGACUUCUACCUCAAAUUGACAGAGAUUCCCGAGUUGCGCGCUUUCGUCCGCAAGUUCACCGGAUGGGAGAAAGAGAUCAUGCUCCAGAGGAGUAUGCUGAGAGCUUUCGCUCCCAAUUCAGAACUAACGCCCGUGCAUUACGACCAAAUGUAUCUUCGCGCCGGACCACCUACAUCAUUGACGGCGUGGGUGCCAAUUGGACCUGUAUCGCUUGAAGGAGGCGGGCUGAUGUACCUUGACAAGUCGUACGACAUCGGGCAGGCGACAGAGGAAGAGUUCAAGCGCAACAAUCACAAUUUGACGAACGAGGAACGCGUUUCGGCAUUCAACAAGAACAUGAACGAUGGCGGCUUUUUGUCACGCGAUACUAUUGAGUAUGGCCAACAAGCGAAACGAAAGUGGCUUGUUACUGAAUACGAGACGGGCGAUGUAAUCUUCCACAGUCCGUGGAUGGUGCAUGCGAGUUGCAAGAACAAGGAUCCAGAGGCGAGAAUCAGGCUCGCUACAGAUCUGCGGUUUGUUAACCCAGAUGAGCCUUACGACACCCGGUGGAUGAAGAUAUAUCGCCCAUUGGACGGAUUGUAG